AUGGACGUGGAUGACGGAUCGACGGAGGAGGAGCCAUGGCUGUUGCGGUUUGAUGGCGCAUGCAGGCGCAACCCUGGCCCCGGCGGUGCUGGUGCCGCGCUAUUUAGCCCUGACGGCUCCGUAGUGUGGACGUGCUCGCACUACCUCCCGGCCAGCACGGAGACCAACAACACUGCCGAGUACACGGCGCUGCUGGUCGGGGUGCAGAGCGCACGCCACCACGGAGCCAAGCGCCUGCUGAUCGAGGGCGACAGCAACCUCGUUCUGGCCCAGGUGCGAGGCACGUUCGGGUGCAACAACCCAAAGCUGCGCCAGCUGAGAAACCGAGUGCGGUACGAGUUGCGAGCGCUGCGUUGGCACCGCCUCCGUCACAUCGACCGCAAGGCCAACGCGCACGCCGACCGCCUCGCCAACAGGGCCCUGGACCAGCGCCGGACCUCCGUGGAGUGCGGUCCCCAUGAGAGCGGCAUGGACGAGUGCAGCGCACCGUCAUCGAUGCCUGCCUCGAGUCCCGAGCACCAGGCGCCGGACCGAACGCGCAGCGCGGACGAGACUGACCCCGACCCCGACCUCGCCAUACUGGACAUCGAGGCGGAGAUUGCCGCGCGUGACGGAGGUGAGGUCUUCCCCACCCUCCCCAUCGGUCCACCAGCACGGCACCCCCGCCUGCGCCUCCGGCAACUCGGCGACGACGAACACGACGCCGCGGCUGGCGCCCUGCAAACGAUGGCGGAGGCGAUGACCAGCCGCAUCACCGACGCUGACAGCUGGACGUCGUGCGAGGGUUACAUCAGCGCCAUCCCGGACCGCAUCCGAGAGGCACUGGAGCAGUUCACUGUGACGCUCCCCAGCCCGACGACACGGACCAGCCACGCAGCUCGUGACCGC
Molecule: messenger RNA, 888 nt
Organism: Phytophthora megakarya
Lineage: Eukaryota; Oomycota; Peronosporomycetes; Peronosporales; Peronosporaceae
Source: the annotation of a GenBank genome assembly